AAGAGUAAAAUCAGAAUUCACCACUCUCACGAAUCUCAAUCAUUGUUUAUUUUCUCAUUUUCUUAUCUCUCAGUCAUUCACAUUUCACACACAAACGAUGACGUUUUAAGUUUCUUGGCGAUUCCCUUUCAAGUGUUUGCGAGAGAAUGGAGUUCGGUCGGGAAGCCGGGGAGGUGGGAGGCGAUAGCGGCGGCGUUCGGGGGGAGGCACAGGGUGGAGAGUGUGAUAAAAAAAGCGAAGGAAUUGGGGGAGAAGAGAGUGGAUGAUUCGGAAUCGUAUGCGCAGUUUUUGAAGAAGAGGAAGGCGUUGGAUAAGAGGGUUGUGGAGGAGAAUGAGGGUGAAAGUGAGGGGAAAGCAGUUGAUAAUGGUUGGAGUUCUGCUGAGGAUAUUGCAUUGCUGAAUGCUUUGAAAGCGUUUCCUAAGGAAGCUUCCAUGAGGUGGGAGAAGGUUGCUGCUGCUUUUCCCGGGAGAUCCAAGCCUGCUUGCAUGAAGAGAUUCGCCGAAUUGAAGAAAGGCUUUCUGACUGCAAAAGCUGCAGCCGAGUAGGAUCAUUUUUUUUGUUUAAUUGUUGAGCUAAAUGGAUUCUUCGACUUGUAACUUUGAACACAUUUUUUUGUUUCUAGCUAUUUCAGUUAUUAUUUAUGUUGAAGUUCUGGUUCUGUAACUUUAUAUAAUGCAUUGAACUGACCGAGAUUGUGUAUUCGUAAUCUCUUACAGUGAGCAUAAAUAUUUAAUAUUUCGGCUUCAA
Glycine soja is the source of this 748-nucleotide messenger RNA. Its product is annotated as transcription factor MAMYB-like. Gene Ontology annotation, biological process: 'de novo' cotranslational protein folding; regulation of translational fidelity. The record is from RefSeq and is a predicted model, not a curated record. Gene Ontology annotation, cellular component: cytosol. NCBI's taxonomy places the organism in Eukaryota, Viridiplantae, Streptophyta, Magnoliopsida, Fabales, Fabaceae. The annotation marks the transcript as partial. Gene Ontology annotation, molecular function: ribosome binding; Hsp70 protein binding. The transcript has a single exon.